AUGUGCGAACUUGCACUCGGUGUCAGGUCGCGAGCACUUAUUCCGUUGGAACUCUCUGCAUACUUCGAGUUGCAGCCAACGCGAGUCUUUACCGUUCAGAAGGCUGUUCAUGUUCACCAUGGUUGCCAUUGUUGCCACUGUGGUCGAGGAUACGCGCUCGCACUAUUCAGCGAGGCGAGUGCGGCGCAUAUGCGGCGAGGAGAGAGCGCGCCUGCGCGCUCCGAGCAUGCACUUCUCACUUACUCGGGGAAAGAUGAUUCUGUUACCACUAUGGCGCUCGCGCACCCUUCACUAUACACUUCUGCACACGCGAAAGAAUAG
This is a messenger RNA of Danaus chrysippus (African queen), 321 nucleotides long. The record is from the annotation of a GenBank genome assembly. NCBI's taxonomy places the organism in Eukaryota, Metazoa, Arthropoda, Insecta, Lepidoptera, Nymphalidae.